Gongylonema pulchrum is the source of this 258-nucleotide messenger RNA. NCBI's taxonomy places the organism in Eukaryota, Metazoa, Nematoda, Chromadorea, Rhabditida, Gongylonematidae. The record is from the annotation of a GenBank genome assembly.
AUGUAUCGUAUGCGUGAGCACGUGAUGAAACAGAUGGACAAGGACGGCGACAAUCGAAUUUCGCGUGCGGAAUUUCUUGCGGAUGCGGAAGCACAGGAUGAUAGGUCGGAUCAAGGUUGGGAGGAUAUUGCUGACAGAGAGCAGUACACCAAGGAAGAGCUAGAAAAAUUCGAAAAAGAAUAUGCCAGGCAGCAAGGAUGGGGUGAAUAUGCAUAUUCAACGCCGGCUCCUACGGCAGUACCUCCAUAUCAAGCUGGG